UGUCCCUGUCCCUGCCUGUCCCCGAUGUCCCUGUCCCUGUCCCUGAUGUCCCUGUCCCUGUGUCCCCAGAAGCUCGAGGGCUCCCGCUGCCGGGGGCAGCUCCUGAUCUUCGGUGCCACCAACUGGGACCUGAUCGGCCGCAAGGAGGUGCCCAAGCAGCAGGCGGCGUACCGGAACCUGGGCCAGAACCUGUGGGGGCCGCACCGCUACGGGAGCCUGGGCUCGCUGCGGGUGCGCUCGGUGGUGUCGGGGCCCUGCGCCGCGCACAGCCUGCUCAUCACCGCCGAGGGCCGCCUCUGGAGCUGGGGCCGGAACGAGAAGGGGCAGCUGGGCCAUGGGGACACGAAGCGCGUGGAGGCUCCGCGGCCGAUCGAGGCCCUGGCCGGGGAGGCCAUCGUGGCGGCGGCGUGCGGCCGGAACCACACCCUGGCGCUGACCGAGAACGGCUCCGUGUUUGCCUUUGGGGAGAACAAGCUGGGCCAGCUGGGGCUGGGGAACCAGACAGACGCCGUGCCCAGCCCCACCCAGAUCCUGUACAACGGGCAGCCCAUCUCCAAGCUGGGCUGCGGGGCCGAGUUCAGCAUGGUCAUGGACUGCAAGGGGAACCUGUAUUCCUUCGGGUGUCCGGAGUACGGACAGCUGGGGCACAAUUCCGACGGGAAGUUCAUCGCGCGGGCGCAGCGCAUCGAGUACGACUGCGAGCUGCUGCCGCGGCGCCUGGCGCUGUUCGUGGAGCGCACCAAGGACGGGCAAGUGCUGCCCGUGCCCAACGUGGUGGUCAGGGACGUGGCCUGCGGGGCCAACCACACGCUGGUGCUGGAUUCCCAGAAGCGCGUCUUCUCCUGGGGCUUUGGGGGCUACGGGCGCCUGGGCCACGCCGAGCAGAAGGACGAGAUGGUUCCCAGGCUGGUGAAGCUCUUCGACUUCCCGGGGCGCGGCGCCUCCCAGAUCUACGCGGGAUACACCUGCUCCUUCGCCGUCAGCGAGACGGGCGGAUUGUUCUUCUGGGGCGCCACCAACACGUCCCGGGAAUCCACGAUGUAUCCCAAAGCUGUGCAGGACCUGUGCGGGUGGAAGAUCCGCAGCCUGGCCUGCGGGAAGAGCUCCGUGAUCGUGGCGGCCGACGAGAGUCCCCUGGGAUCGGGGCAGUUUGGGACCAUUCCCUGGGAUCAGGGCAGGCACAAUUCCGACGGGAAGUUCAUCGCGCGGGCGCAGCGCAUCGAGUACGACUGCGAGCUGCUGCCGCGGCGCCUGGCGCUGUUCGUGGAGCGCACCAAGGACGGGCAAGUGCUGCCCGUGCCCAACGUGGUGGUCAGGGACGUGGCCUGCGGGGCCAACCACACGGUACGGGGUGGGAUAACGGGAUAA
Ficedula albicollis (Collared flycatcher) is the source of this 1368-nucleotide messenger RNA. It is a transcript of the gene RCC2, whose product is annotated as regulator of chromosome condensation 2. Lineage: Eukaryota; Metazoa; Chordata; Aves; Passeriformes; Muscicapidae. The transcript is spliced from 11 exons. Bases 25 to 1368 code for a protein of 447 amino acids. The record is from RefSeq and is a predicted model, not a curated record.